Entamoeba invadens IP1 is the source of this 570-nucleotide messenger RNA. RefSeq lists its product as hypothetical. The transcript has a single exon. The record is from RefSeq and is a predicted model, not a curated record. The coding region runs from base 1 to 570 and encodes 189 amino acids. NCBI's taxonomy places the organism in Eukaryota, Evosea, Mastigamoebida, Endamoebidae.
AUGAUGAGUAGCAGUUCUUCACGAUUAACGCCGGAGAAGCCGAGGAUAGAGUCUGAUUUUCGAAAUGUGCGGAACUAUCAAGUCUAUCAGCAAGCCGUGUGUAUUGCCCUGUUAAAUUCGUAUUUUGAAGUCUCGAUCAUUCAACCCUUAAAAAAGGCGCACGUCUUCGAGCAGAUCAUAAGAAUAGAAAAACUCCAGAAGGGGGAGGACGUCAUCUUCGUAGAGGAGUUUUGCAAGAAGAGGUGCAGAGAUCGGUUUUUGAUCGACACCAAAAACAACAUCCCCGAAAAGACGGCGAAGAGGAGAACUGAAGCAAACAAGGUGAAUGAGAUGCAACUGCUCUUAAUGGACUUGUUGGGAGUCUUCGGAUUCUUUUUUGAGACUAAAAGAGUACAUGGGAAAAAGACGACGGUCAAAGGCGAAUUUGUUCAAAGAAUUCUCUUCAACGGGAAAGUCUUUUUGGACAAAAACAAUAUCUACGAAAUCGGAAAGAAUAUAAAUAGAAAAAUUAACGUGAAAUUGGGGAAUGGCGAAAAGUGCACGUUGCCCGUUGGAUUCUUGGAAUUUUAG